This is a messenger RNA of Brassicogethes aeneus, 219 nucleotides long. The record is from the annotation of a GenBank genome assembly. Lineage: Eukaryota; Metazoa; Arthropoda; Insecta; Coleoptera; Nitidulidae.
AUGGUGUCGCCAUCUGUCGGCUCGAUGACGGAGUGGGAGGAGAUGUGGACUCGCGCCAUGAAGAAACCUGCUGGCGGCAGGUCGCUGCAGGAUUUGCAGGUCAUCUAUUACGGCCUCAGCGGCUUGGAGGCGCUGCAGUCGCUGCGUGAUAGUUGCAUACGAGCACUCUGCAAGAUAGUGCGCUACGAGAAGCGCCAAGCCAACGAUGUGCUGUACUAG